AUGGGGCAAGAUGCGACGGCCGUAGUUGCAAUCAAAAUAGACAAGACGGUGAUCAUCGUGUCCGCCGUCGUCGGGUCGCUGGGGUUGCUGAGCGCCAUCCUGGGGUUCGCCGCCGAGAGCAAUAAGCUCACUAGUUGCCUGUACUCGUCUACGAACUCAUCGGCGCUCGGGCUCGGGGUAUGCGCGGCCAUCUUCCUGCUGAUGGCGCAGGUCACCGUGACGGCCGUCGGCGGCUGCUGCGGCUGCUGCAAGUCUCGCGCCAUCCCGUCCGAGACCAAGCGGAUCGUCGCCAUCGUCUGCGCCGUCCUCUCAUGGAAAGCGACGCUGAUCGCGUUCGUGAUGUUCCUGGACGCCGGGGUCGUGGCGUCGCAGUGCUUCAUCGUCAGGGACGGCUUCUUCGCCGGCGCCGGCGUGCUGGCACUGAUUGCCACGGCGCUCGGGAUCACCUCCUUCAUCCUUCUCCUCGGGCAGCCCGACGACGGCGCGGCGGCGAGGAGAGGCGAGCCUACGCCGGUCGGGAUCCCGAUGGGCGCUGUUCCCGGGUACCCACCGAGGCCUCCUCAUCCCGCGGCGGCGGCUCAGGGAAGCGGCGGUCAACCGGCGCCAUAG
This is a messenger RNA of Oryza brachyantha (malo sina), 609 nucleotides long. RefSeq lists its product as uncharacterized. Lineage: Eukaryota; Viridiplantae; Streptophyta; Magnoliopsida; Poales; Poaceae. The coding region runs from base 1 to 609 and encodes 202 amino acids. The transcript is spliced from 3 exons. The record is from RefSeq and is a predicted model, not a curated record.